This is a messenger RNA of Haliotis rufescens (red abalone), 1491 nucleotides long. RefSeq lists its product as uncharacterized. The transcript is spliced from 3 exons. NCBI's taxonomy places the organism in Eukaryota, Metazoa, Mollusca, Gastropoda, Lepetellida, Haliotidae. The coding region runs from base 108 to 767 and encodes 219 amino acids. Gene Ontology annotation, molecular function: protein binding. The record is from RefSeq and is a predicted model, not a curated record.
ACAUGCAUUAGGAUUCGCGUGUUGACGUGCACACAGUUGCCUUACAUAGGAUUGUUCGUGACGAAGUCUUGUCUAGCUCUCUAAAGGGACAACUACGACAUAUAACGAUGGGUGUUCUGGAUAUUUCUCUCUUUGCCCUUGUCCUCCUCGUCUGCCCUGUGUUCCCCACCACGUCCCCUGACCUGGCGUCGAUGUCCCUACAGAUUCAGCAACUACAGGCCACAGUGUCCGUCUUGAGCUCAGAGCUAGCCAACGUGACGGGCGAGUUGUCGAGGCACGAGUCAGAGGUCAGAAAAUACACAUCCUACGUGGAGAACAUACAACGAGUGGUUGCCUUUGGAAGUCGCCAUGGUCAGUUUGAUAUAGGAGCCUCCGUGGGUUUCCAAGCAGAGCUAGAGAAAGACCCUGCACCAGUGAGAGACCGUGAGGUUCUCGCCUUCUCUGGUGUGCCCCAAAACAGGGGCAACUGCUACAACUCCACUACUGGUAUUUUUAUUGCUCCUGUUGGGGGCACAUACAUGUUCUGGUGCAACAUCAUCAACUUCGACCGACAUAACUCCCUCGCCAUCUACAUAUACCGUGACGGCAUACCUCUGAGCUACACCGUUGCCCCGCCUGAUGUGUACCAAGGAGCUGCAACCGUUUCGACGUUUACUCAUCUGAAAACAGGAAGCAGAGUGUGGUUCGUGAAGCACAAAGGAUCUGAGUCGCUGCAAGGUGCUGGUUGGUCCAGUUUUGGAGGAACUCUGAUCAGAGCCGGUGUAUAGUGGAGAACUGUAUAACUUAUAUACUGACUGGUAGUAUGGAAGCAUUGGUUGUGUGCACGUGACGGAUGGAUGCAUGAAAGAAAUACUGUUAUCAGGGUAAACAUGUUUUUUGAUGGUGUUUGUUUGUCCGCAUUUUAAGAAAAAUAUACUCAAGAACUUAUAUUAAUAUCACCUUGACGUGUCAUUUGAAUUGUUAUUAUUGUUAAUGGAUUUUUAGAACUUCACAAUUAUGUUACAUGAUUUUAUCUUGAAUGUUCGUAGUCUCGUGAUUUGGUAUUUAGACAACAAUGUGUCACAUGGCCAAUGAUAAUAAUCAGUAAGGUCAGUUCUUCGUGUGACGUUUUGGAAAGAAGCGGUUCCCACUAUUCUAUUCUUGAUGUACAUAAUUACUUGUUUGCCUGUGUGACCUGGGAUACCGUUUCAUUCAUCGGAAUCCAACAUUCACUUGUCACUCAUAACGUUAUAAUUAUUUAAUUUGAAGUUUACACACUAUACGGCUUUUCCAUUGGACGAGAAAUCCGUCACAUGACCGCUAAAUUGACGCUCAUAAAGGUAUGAACGACACAAUGUUGACGCAAGCUCCGACGUUCAUACAGUUUGGUCCUCACUCUAUGAAGCUUCAUACUCCAAUGAACUAACACAAAGUGAAAGUCAAUUCUUAUAUGACACGCAGAAGGGAUUGUCUUUUGUUAUUGUUUUUCUAAUUAAAAUAAUAAUUUGUUUA